This is a messenger RNA of Staurois parvus, 325 nucleotides long. The record is from the annotation of a GenBank genome assembly. Lineage: Eukaryota; Metazoa; Chordata; Amphibia; Anura; Ranidae.
AUUACCGUAUUUUUCGCUUCAUAAGACACACCUACAGUAGAUUUUAGAGGAGGAAAACAAAACAAAUAUUUUGAACCAAUGGACUGCAGACACGGUACAAGAGAUGACCAGAGACUGCGGACACAGUACAGGAGAUGACCGGAGACCGCGGACACGGUACAGGAGAUGGCCGGAGACCGCGGACACGGUACAGGAGAUGGCCGGAGACCGCGGACACGGUACAGGGGCUGGCCGGAGACCGCGGACACGGUACAGGGGCUGGCCGGAGACUGCAGACACGGUACAGGAGAUGACCAGAGACUGCAGACAUAGUACAAGAGACGGU